UGUGCCAGAUUAUCACCAUGAGGUGUAUAAGAUCUCAGAAUUCAGCCACGAUGUUAAUGGGGAGACCAAAGAAACACAACCCAUUUUUUUAGGAGAUGAAAACAUGGAAAUUAAAAAACAAAUUACAGGGAUGAGAAGAUUACUGAAUGACAGCACUGGGAGGAUAUAUCAACGUGUUGGCAAAGAAGGAGAAAAACUAAAAGAAGAGCCCCAGGAUUUGGAGUUAGUCUGGCCUCAGCGUUUGAACUCCUCUGCCGAGGCCGCACAGGGCCUCCAUCCUCCAUCACGUGGGGCAUGGAAUGAACUACCAACCCAAAGCGGGCAGUUCUCAGGGCAGUAUGGUACACGUUCUAGAACUUUCCAGAGUCAGCCCCACACCUCUGCAAGUUCCAAUGGAGAACUUCCAGGGGUGAAUUCAUCAGCUGGAUCCAACUGUUGUACUUGUAACUGCCAGUCAACAUUGCAGGCCAUUCUCCAAGAACUCAAGACCAUGAGGAAAUUAAUGCAGUUUCAAGCAGUUGGAACACAACACAGACAACAACCCCCAAUUUCCCUUAUAUGCUCCCAGCGAACCGCUGUCUCACGCAAGAGAAAUAAGAAGAAAAAGGUGCUCCCAAAGACUGUGGAACCCGUGACUGUGAAACCAAAGCCCGGCCCAUUGGAAACUGAGAAGAAGCCAGCAGCCGUGGCCACCAGGCCAUCUGGUCUCCAAGCCACAGAGCACACCUCCAGUGAGGAGCGCCACGUCCUGGGAUUUGGCAUUGUUCUCGAAUCGCCUUCCUCAGAUCCAGAAGUGCAACUUGCUGAAGGCUUCGAUGUGUUUAUGCCUAAAUCUCAGCUGGACUCUAUAUUGUCAAACUACACUCGCUCAGGAAGCCUUCUGUUUAGAAAACUGGUGUGUGCAUUUUUUGAUGACAAGACUUUGGCUAACUCCUUACCCAAUGGGAAGAGGAAAAGAGGACUCAAUGACAACCGGAAAGGACUAGACCAAAACAUUGUGGGUGCAAUAAAAGUCUUUACAGAGAAGUACUGUACUGCAAACCAUGUGGAUAAACUUCCUGGCCCAAGAGACUGGGUACAGAUUCUACAGGAUCAAAUUAAACUGGCCAGAAGGAGGUUAAAAAGAGGCUCAGCAGAGGCAGCUGACGGUGAUGAAAAACUGGACGGCAUUUCGCUACCACCAACAGGUAAUAUAUUUGUCACCAGGAGAGAGACCGCGGAGGACCCGGAUCCAGGCUCCAUUGCCUAGACUUGCAUUUUAGCAUCCUCUUCUUCCGUUUCCUCAAAGGUUCAUGGAGCAGUUGAGGUGCCUGCAGUGUGGGUGUUCUGUGGUGGCUUGUCCUGUCUGAAUCAUUUCUUUGUAACAUGUGGUAUCACAACUCCAAUUUGGUAUCAUAUUUUCUUCAAAGAAAUCAAGCUUAGAGUUGUUACCAUUCAAAAGUCCAGUGUGUGUGACCCAUCAUAAAGAAGCAGUUCUCUUCCUGGUUUUAUUCAUUCAUAAUCUCUGUGUGAAUACACAGUCUUCUUAAACAUAUUUAUUUUAUUGUAAAUUGCUUAGCUGCAUGCAGAGGAGACCUCUCUCUAGGACUGACGGAAGUUACAGAGCAGCAGUGCUGACUGACCCUUCAGCCUAGAGAAGGAAAGGUAGUUCUGGGAGGUGGGAUGGCUCUGGCCUGAUUUGUGACUUAUGACAUCAGUCAUAGUAACCUGAAACAGUCGUUCUGAACUGAAGAACAAAUGAUGAAGUCAUUUAUGUGUCAAUCAUAGAACCUGAAACAGUUGUUCUGAACUGAAGAACAAAUGAUGUAUGAAUUCUUAGGAAAUAAAGCACUUUUACGUAAUUUAUGAUGAUGCAGUUACAAAAAACUUAACUCAGCGUAACCAGCCAUCUGCUUAGGAGCCAUCAAGCAUUUAAAUAUGGUUUAACCGAGUAGCUUUGACCCUGUUCCAUGUUCCUCCUCUAGUUUAUCUGGUCCCUCAUACGCUUGCCUUCUACUUUAUAUAAAACUAAAUAUGAGAAAACUCUGGGUUUAUUUUAGAGAAAUCUUUGCAGUACGGAUAUUUGCUGUACCUCCACGUGUUUCACUAAUGAAGUAAUGCAUUGAAAUCAACGAACUUAGAGAACCUUGCGGCAAACCUUAUUUAUCAUAUAAAGCAAAUUAAUUGCCUUGAAUCUUGGGCACUUGACACAGAAGGCCAAAAAUUGCCAUAAAAAAGAAAUGUAACAGUCGGUCCACCAAACCCCAGGGAUUAAAAACUGCCUUUUGCCUAGUGUUCCCGUCAGCCACAAGUCAGAGCCAACAGUUAGUGCUGCUGGGGCUACCUCGCCCGCUGCUUUGCCUGAGAGAACUGAGAAGUAGGUAAGGGGUUGCCUAGGGUCAGGUUACCCUCACGGCCAGCUGGACGUAGAAAGAACCUGGGCAUCCAGUGUACUGUGUCACUUCAUACUGAACAUGUAGGGCUCAGGACGGGAGGACGAGGGCAGUACUCCCCUGAGACCAGCUGCUCGGUGAGGUGAUCUGUGAUAUCCCUGGAAUGUGACAACAUGUGCUGUUAGGUGUUGCUCCUGGAGUCGUCUAGCAACUAGACAGCAACAUCUCACAUGUGAACCUUUUCUGUCUCUUCCUUUGGAGACUGCGGAAUGGCUUAGAAAUUAUUCCCUUCGAACUUUUCAGUUGCCAGUUUCUGUUGCCAGCCAGCCCUAAUCCUUUUGUUUUAUUGAGUGUUCUGAUGAGCUGCAGACAAACCAAGACUUUCGUUUAAUUGCAACAGAUCCGGAAAAAAAAAAAAAAAAAAGUCUUCUGCCUCCUAGAAUGAAAUCCUCCUCAAGGGAACAGAAAAGCUGAAUUAGUGCCCUUCACUCUUCACUCUAUUAAAUGGUGAUGGAUUUGUUUUUAGUACAGGGGGAUCAUAUACUUACACUGUAGGCCUAUUUAGUACGCACUAUAAACCUUCCAAAAACGCUUCCUUCCAAGCCUCGGAGGCAGCUUGGAGUUUUCAAUACUUGAGGAGGGUAGGGAUCGUUCAGCUUGCAGACAAGCGCCGUGGAUUCACAAAGUGGAAAGGCAGAUCAGAACUGCGACAGUAAAAUCAUAUUUUGUAAGUUUCAAUUGUGUUUGUGUUAAUUAACUGUGACUACUGUCCGACUUUGUUCAGAAACCCUUUUUAUAGGCUUUCUUAGCAAAAAAAAAAGUCCAUAACUAUGGAUGCGUCUCAAUCUUGUGUACAUAUGUUUUAUUAAUAUGUAAAUAUUCAGAUUUUUUAAAUUACUAUGUUCUUUUAAAAAGAAUUCAAUGUAAAGCUAGUUGUGAAAAUGGUGUGUAACACUGUGUUGUGAUAUCAACUCCCAAGAUGCCCUUUAUGUCCUUUCUGGAAAAAUACAAUAAAUUACUUUAAUUGAA
This is a messenger RNA of Myodes glareolus (Bank vole), 3401 nucleotides long. The record is from RefSeq and is a predicted model, not a curated record. NCBI's taxonomy places the organism in Eukaryota, Metazoa, Chordata, Mammalia, Rodentia, Cricetidae.